AAGCUCCCGCAUUCGCUUAAUUAGCACGCUUCUAAAGCUUCUUCCAGCACUAUGUCACCGAUACUCUAGGGCGAGGCUGAAUGUAAUUCGCUGGAGACUGGGUAGGCACCGAGAUCCAGGUCCGGAGAGCUAACGCUCACAACGUCAUUGACUUUUGGCAUGUUAAGAAGUUAGCGAGAUUGUACAAAGUCUCCGAGAAGCAUUAUAAGUAGGCACAAACUCCCCUUCUAAAUACAAGUCCAAUCCAACAGCCCUCAAACAAACAAUCAUAUCCUCAGAUCAGAUUCACUUCCUCACCUCAAACAUCUCAAAUAUCCAAAAUGUCAGCCAUGCAAGACACAACCGCAACCGCCCAAGCCGGCGAGACCGCCUACGAGAACACCAAAGGUCAAGGAGUUUCUCAUGCCACCGAUUCUUCUGUACCUGAGUCCGUCCAGCGAAAAGUGCCCGCUAGCGUCGAAGACAACCUCCCAGACAGUGUACACGAUACUGGAUCGAACUCCAAGACAGGAAAGGUCAGCCACGCUACGGGCGAUAGCAAGGUGCCGUUGAAGGUUCAGGAGGCUUUGCCCGCGAAGGUGGAGAAAAUUGUGCCCAAUUCUAUUCACGACACGAGGGGUGCAUUGUAAAGUAGAUUUUGA
Mollisia scopiformis is the source of this 641-nucleotide messenger RNA. RefSeq lists its product as uncharacterized. The coding region runs from base 321 to 629 and encodes 102 amino acids. Lineage: Eukaryota; Fungi; Ascomycota; Leotiomycetes; Helotiales; Mollisiaceae. The transcript has 2 exons. The record is from RefSeq and is a predicted model, not a curated record.